AUGUCAACGACCAAAUGCAAUCAAUAUACAUGUCGGUCAAGCGGCAUAAAGACUACUAAAGCAGGCACUUAUACUCCCGAUCGUAAUUCUUCACCGCUUUGGGAGGAUUUUGUUGCAAAGACCACAAAAUUGCAUGCUUGUUUACGAGCUGCCAUUCAAGCAAUCGCAGCAUAUUUGGAUGCUUUCCAAAAAAUCGCAGACGCAGCAACAAAUUCAAGAGGCGCUUCUAAAGAAAUUGGUACAGCCUUAACAAGGGUCUGUUUACGACAUAGAGCUGUUGAAACACGUCUUAAAACUUUUACUACGGCAAUAAUGGAUUGCCUUGUACAACCAUUACAAGAUAAAUUAGAAGACUGGAAACGUUCAGUUGCCACCAUCGACAAAGAACAUGCCAAAGAAUAUAAACGUUGUCGCACGGAAUUAAAAAAACGUUCCAGCGAUACGCUUCGCUUACAGAAAAAAGCACGCAAAGGUCAAACCGAUUCAAUACAGUCAUUAAUGGAUUCGCAUAUGCAAGAUGUGACACUGAGACGUGCCGAACUCGAAGAAGUUGAGAAGAAGUCAUUACGUUCUGCUAUGAUUGAGGAACGUUUAAGGUAUUGCACAUUUGUGAAUAUGUUGCAACCUGUAGUAAAGGAAGAAUGCGAAGUGAUGUCUGAGUUGGGACAUUUACAAGAAGCAAUGCAAUCAAUCGCUAUGGUUACUAAAGAACCAAAUGUGUUGCCACAAGCUUCAGAGGAAUUAAUUCAUGAUGCGAAAGCAACUUUAACACUUUAUCCUGAAUCUCCUGGUGGUGGUUCUGGUUCACAAGGAAAUUGUUCAAAUUCAUUAGGUUCACGUAAAAGUUCCGUUUGUUCAAUAAGUUCCAUGAAUAGCAGUGGCUCAAGUAAUUCACCUGGUCAUCAUCACUACCCACGAUCUUUAUCACAAUUAAUAUCGCCUGCAAUACGCUUAAAACCUGGUGAAUCCAGUGAUAGUGGCUUUUGUUCAUCGCCAGCCUUAACUACACAGGCUUCUACUGCCGCUAACCAAUCACACGCCGUGUCUACAUGGCCUCCACAUUCUCAAGAUGACGCUACAAUACCGCCUACUGCAGAUCGUCCACAUACAAUUUCGUCGGCUUAUGAAAAGGGACAUCAAAGACCACCACUAACCGUGUAUACUUUUCAAAAUCCUGAAACUAUUUUAGAAGGUGGUCCGAAUGGUGGUAACAGCUCUGGUCCAAAUACACCAUCUACACAAAAGUCACCAGCUGGUGCUUUAAGUCGCCCACCACUACCAGUGAAACCUGCACGUGUGCGUUGUUCUUCUCUUGAAAGACCCCUUUCCGCAAAUAACAAUCGCAAUGGAAAUUUAAUACAACGUCAAUGUCCAUCACCAAUUCCAGCUCAUAUAACGAAAGAGCUCUCUGCGCAUCAUGCACAGCAACAACAGUAUCAACAACAGCAACAGCAACAACAACAGUUGCAACAACAACAGCAGCUGCAAUCCCCGCCCACUUAUGUUAAUAUGUCAGAAUUGGCCAAUAUGGCGGCUUUAAAGUAUACUAACCAACAAAAACAACAGCAAUCGCUCCUGCAACAACAGCCUUCCAUUGAUUCAAUAUCAUCACAACACUCCAAUGAAUCAGUUGCAUCUAAUACCCAACAAGCACAACAACAACAGCAACAACAACAUAUAUCACAAAACCAUGACACAAUACAGAAUUCAAGCACAACACGUUCUCAUUCCAUUUCUUCUACAAAUUCCUCAAACACACCAUCAUUACACUCACAUCCCUCUAUAGAGUCUACUGUUGCCACAUCAUUAAUGGGUCAAACUCCAACACCGUCCAGUGGUAGUUCUACACCCCAAAACCAUUACUCACCACUUUUAACAAAUUCACCAUCGUCAACCGCAGCUGGUACACCAAGUGGAGCCAGUAUAACAAGCGGCAUGACAAGUGGUUUUGCAUACAACGUAAACUCUCCUACACCUCCACCGAGUGGUACACAUUCUGUUAGUAGUAGUGACGCUUUGAAAAUAACCGAAAUCGAUGGUGGUAACAGUACACAUAAUUCCAAUACACCAACAAAUGACACAUCCAAUACAAUUACACCAAGUGCUAGCACGAAUAUGACUGAAAAUUCCAAAACUGUUAUCGAUACAGAUUCAUCGACUAUUGUGGAGAGCGACGAAAGAUCGCGUGCGUCCGUUUUACAGAAAGCAUCAAUGUUUGAAAAACAAGCUGCAGCAGUUGCCAAUAGUACACCAACUCCAACAGUCGCACGAGCACCGGUCGAAUCAAAUAUUUAUGGUACACGUCGCGCAGAAGACACACGAUCCACAUCAAAUACACAAAACCAAAAUAGUCAUCAGUCGAUAUAUGAACAACAGGAUGUAGAUAAAAGUUUCGAAGAUUCAAUACAAGAAUUAAAUAAUUUAAUUGGCGAAUUAGACUCAUUCCAACGUGAAAUAGAUGCGAGUAAGCAACGCAGCAAUGAUUGUAGCAGCAAUACCAGCAGCAGCAACAUUGACCCAUUUAACAAUAGUGGAAACGUCACUGAGUUCUCUGAUAAGUUAAUAAUUUCUGAUAGGACAAUAACACCUACAACGACAACAACUAUUAUUUGUCAGCAACAGCAACAACACCAGCAGCAACAACAAAAAUAUUGUCCAAGCAAUCAAACGAAUUCAAGUGGUUGCGGUACUGAUAUAUCUGAUACAACAUCCGAUGAAAUGGUAGCAGAUACACGUUCUCUUACAAGUCUCAAUUACAAUAAUAAUGAUAAUGAUAAUAAUAAACAAAGUUGCAAUUACAAUAGCGAUUCGGAGCUGAGCCGUUGCUAUGUGAGCGAAACAAGUUCGUUGACGGGGGGCUAUGAGAAUCCAACGUUUGCGCAUUUUGCUUCUUCGACGGCAGUUGCUGGUUUAAGCUCAGCGACUGCAGACAGUGAUAGUCAUAUAUUAUUUGCUGGCGAUAGCAUAUCACAUACAUCUGAAACAUUAUCAAUGCAGCGACACGCCUAUGUAGACAAUGCCAGUGACAAUGGUAGUGCAGUGGUUGUGAUAUACGAUCAUCAAAUUCCAAUAACACCCGAUAUUGAUUAUGUGAAGCAAAACUCGGAAAUAGUUGUAUUGCGUACAAAAGAUCCACAACAAUUGCAAUUACAUGAAGUUCGUGAGUUACAGCAGCUGCCUGCAAAUUUAAGUGGGUUAACAGAAUCUCCAACAACGCCCACAAGUCCCCAUACAGCAACUGUUGCGCCCGCAAAACAACGCCUCUCUUCAUUUCGCGCUUCCAGUGAGCAGCAAUUGCAGCUACUCGGUAUUAAUAAUGGUGGAAAUAGUAAAAACGUUCAUCGUCAACAAAUGGAAAAAGGUAUGAAUGAUGUAAAAAAUAAUCUAAAACAAAAAACUAGCGAAUCAUCGAUAAAUUGUGAUACGAUCACAGAAACAAUAUCAACACCUACCGAUACCAUAAUACAACGUAAGCUCCCACCGAAACCAAGUUUAAGCAUAUUUAAUGGCAGUGCAACGAAUGUGGAAGUUAAUAAUAAUAAUAAAAUAUUGUCAACACAGAAUAAUAUGCAGCAAACGCAAAAUCUACCACCACAAUUGCCGCCAAAACAACAAUCUGCAAAGCUUGAUUUUAAAGCCGACUUAGAUGCAAAAAUACGUAAACAAAAACAGAAGUUGAUAUUAUUAGAAAAACAACAAGAACAGCGUCAAACAAAUGACCAACAACAAACAUCACCACAGUCAUCAUGUCCCAGCAAUACUACACAAAAUAGCGAUAAUUGUAAUACAAUAAUAAGUCAUAAUAAACGUUCAUUAAAUACACCGCCUACAUCUGCAUCUGCAUCCGCAUCAGUAGUAAAUGCCAGUAUUACAACAUCUUCUACCUCUUCCUCACAAACGCAUUUAAAUAGUAACUUAGUAAAUCAUGAACUGAACUCACUACAAAAUCAUAAUGCUCAUUCCCAUCAAAUGCAACUACACGAACAAUUGAAAAAAAUCCAAGCAUCUCAAUCUAAACAAUUACAACUACAACUACAACAACAUCAACAUCUUAAUUCUCAUAACCAAAAUCAUACAAAAUUUAAUAAAUCAUUGCCAUCGCCAUUACCAUCUUCAGUAUCAGUAUCAAUGUCAAUAUCUGUAUCAUCUUCAUCCUCCAUGCCUGAUACGAGUACUUCCCUAGUCGCAUCCCAUAUGUGUGCCAACAGUGCUGCUGCUAUGGUCACGGCUAAUGCACCGGUGUUAUCAACAAAACCGAGCAUAACGCCAAGACCAGCUUCCUUAUCGGGAGGAGUAACGAGAAUUGCACGACGUUCUUCGGUAAAUACAGCAAAGCCACCGCCACCAGUUAGACGAAGUUCAUCAGUAACACCAAGUCCCAAUACUCCAACUGCAUUGCAAACUGAACAUCCUCAAAUACACUCAACUAGCACGAAUUUAAUUUAUCAACAGCAAACUUUUAUGAAUAAUUCUACCGAAAGUUUACCUCCACCGCCAGCAUUUUUACUUGAUUCAAGACAAACACAAUCCACACCAACUACACCACCAAAACUAAUGCCAAACUCUGCAUUAAAAGUAGCUGAGACUGUAAAGGCUUUAUCUGCCAUACAACAUCAGCCAGCAUCACCGAACUCUUUACGUCGUCUACAACAAACCCAACAAAUAGCAACGCCAACAGGUGGACUACAGCACCCAUCGCAACAUAACCUCUACUCUACUACAAAUUCAUCUAUUACCGCUUCCGUUAUGUUUAGUCGUAGCGAUACUGAUUAUGAAGCUUAUUACAAUCCUUAUGUGGAAAUAAACUCCUCCUUUUCCAACGCUUAUCAGCAACAGUCGCAGCUUUAUAAUACUGCCUAUAUACCUAAUCCAAAAUUAUUGCACAUGCCUAUUCCUAAUGAUGAUAUAACGACACAAACACCACCAUUGCCUCCGCCUAAUCCUAAUCAAACACGCUCAAGCCAUAAUCAGCCAGAUCAGUACAUGCAUUAUCAUCAUCAACAACAACAACAACAGCAACAACAGCUCCGAGACAAGCAACAAUUUUAUCAUCAACAACAACUGCCGCAACAAAGAGAUAUAGAAAAUAGCGAUGCAAUUUACGGAAGUAAUUCUUCUUUCCGCACAUCAUCGCCAGGCAUUUAUGCACAACCGAAAAUUGUCAACAAUAUGUCUAGUUUUCGUUCAGCAAGUCCAGGUUCAAAUGGACAUCAUAUUCAUCAACCGCAAGCACAGCAUUCACAUCAAACACAACCAGCACAGCCAAAAACGAAUCCUAAUCUAAUAGCGCAACUAAAUGCGCGUCUAAAUAAUAAGCAACAGCAAUUGAACGCUGCUGAAGGUGGUAUUUAUGGCUCGACACCAAAUUCACCCAAUCAUCAUUAUAAUCAUUCACAACACCAACAACAGAAUGAUACCAUUUAUAUGCGUAACUAUAACCAACAUCCACAAGCGCCGCAACAGCAACAGCAACAGCAGCAAAUCUACGACGCAGCUGCCCAUCAGCAACAAGCGGCAUCAUCACGCCAACAAAAUGCUGCCGGUGCACAGCAAGUGACAUCACAUUCACAGUCCACCACUCAUUAUACGUGUCCACCACCGCUUGAAAAUCCGCCACCGCCGCCCAUAUCUGCUCCAAAUACAUAUGCUGCUACUGGCAAUAAUGCUUCAGCUACAUUGCCAAAAAAUAGCUCACGCUCCAUUAGUAAUAAUAAUGGUAGUGGUGGGCAGAAUUUGGCUGCUUAUGCUGCUGCAACAUCUGCAACUUCCACUAUGCCAAAAAAUUUUACACAACAACAACGUUUGCAGCAUCAGCAUCAGCAACAUCAACAACAUCAUCAUCAGCAGCAACAACAACAUUAUCAACAGCAACAAUAUCAUCACCCAACCGCCAUUACCGGAACCGCAGCGGGAGUUGCACUCAAUCAACAUGUUAGUCAACGUCCACCAAUGCCAUUACCACAUCAUCACCCACAACAUCAGCAAAAUAAGAAAAGCGUUACAGCAUCAACAUUACCACAUCAUAAGCAGCCACCGGUACCAUCGCGUCAUUCCAGUGUACAACAAAAAAUCUUUGUUGCUACAAAUCCUUUUAUACAAACAACUGCUGUGCACUGCCACUCGCCUUCGUCGAUACACUCAACACCAGCAUCGCCCACUUGCUCAUCACCUUCGAAUUUGGCAAGCAUUUAUGGUACUAGCGGCCGUAGUAGUGCAGCACACCAAUAUUACAGAGAAACAACUGGCGGCGGUCAUAGCAGCAGCAGUGGUGGCGGUAAUAGUUACUAUAAUAAUUCGGCAACCUCAAACUCUGUACAUAAUUCAAAUUAUACGUGCACAAAUAUUGAAAAAGCUGGAAGCAUAAGGUCAAAAACUAAAGCUGAAUUCCUUGAGAAUCUCAAUGCGAAAUUGGCCAAGCAAGGCAUGUCGGGACGUGCAUUUGCUGUACGAAAUUUAAUAAAUAGUAAAGCUUUGCCGGAUCCUCGUCUUUGUCAUGAAUCCUUGAUGGAUCAAAUCAAGCGUGGCGCUACACUUAAGCGAAAUCAAAAGAUUAAUGAUCGUAGUGCACCAAAAAUUUAUUAGGAGAAUCAAUUAAAGAACAAUAAAAAAGAAAUUGAAUUCAGCCAAUAGAGGCAAUCCCUGGCAACUCGAAUACACGAAUAUAGUCCUUUGGAAACUGUAUACUGAAGAGUAUAGUUCGAAACUAGCUUAUACCAAAAACUCUUCAAAAUGAAAUUAAAUAAAAAAUACAAUAUAUUUGAAAUUUAAACAUAAUUAUUU
Molecule: messenger RNA, 6780 nt
Organism: Teleopsis dalmanni
Lineage: Eukaryota; Metazoa; Arthropoda; Insecta; Diptera; Diopsidae
Gene: mim
Product: probable serine/threonine-protein kinase DDB_G0282963
Exons: 19
Coding region: 1-6582 (2193 amino acids)
Biological process (GO): plasma membrane organization; cell projection assembly
Cellular component (GO): actin cytoskeleton; cytoplasmic side of plasma membrane
Molecular function (GO): phospholipid binding; actin binding
Source: RefSeq, a predicted model, not a curated record